GUAACAUCUGCCUCUUGUUUUGAGUUAAGCCCCUCCUCACUAUAUUAACCAACACCCUCCGCUCCAUUCCCCAACACCAUUGGAAUUCAGCCCCAAAGGACCCCCACUACUACACCCAAAUCUCCAGACCACAUCUUCAUUCAGUCAUCACCACCGAAAAGGAGCAGAGACAAUGAGUUCGACAUGCAGAGCUUGGAUCGUUGCAGCCAGCAUCGGAGCUGUGGAAGCACUCAAGGACCAAGGCUUCUGCAGAUGGAACCAUGUUCUCAGAUCACUACACCAGCAUGCCAAGACCAAUCUCAGAUCUUAUCCUCAGACCAGGAAGCUCUCUUCUCCUGCUUCCUCCACGGUUAACAGGACGAUCGGUGAAGAGAAGCUGCGGCAAUCUGAGGAGUCCUUCAGAAAAGUCUUGUACUUGAGUUCUUGGGGACCCUGUUGAGUCACUUCCUUCAUCUUGAUUGAGGAGUUGUAAUUAGACUAAAAAUACAGAUACGGAAAUAUCUCUUCUUUAA
Molecule: messenger RNA, 512 nt
Organism: Syzygium oleosum
Lineage: Eukaryota; Viridiplantae; Streptophyta; Magnoliopsida; Myrtales; Myrtaceae
Exons: 1
Coding region: 173-439 (88 amino acids)
Source: RefSeq, a predicted model, not a curated record